Drosophila albomicans is the source of this 1707-nucleotide messenger RNA. RefSeq names its product damage-control phosphatase ARMT1. Gene Ontology annotation, molecular function: phosphatase activity. Gene Ontology annotation, cellular component: nucleus; cytoplasm. Gene Ontology annotation, biological process: DNA damage response. The transcript is spliced from 5 exons. Lineage: Eukaryota; Metazoa; Arthropoda; Insecta; Diptera; Drosophilidae. The record is from RefSeq and is a predicted model, not a curated record. The coding region runs from base 182 to 1618 and encodes 478 amino acids.
UGGUUAAAAAUUGUGAAAUUAAAAUAAAUUAAAAUGUAUAAUUGUUAUAAUAUUGUGGUACUUUUGAGCAGUUCAAAUAAUAUUUAGUAUAUUUAUAAAUUGAGCUUGCGGUCACUCUGGCCGCCAGUAACUUUCCAUACGCGCAUCUCUGACGCGCCAAGCUGAUUGCGUGCAUAACUAGAUGAAUGAACGUUUUGUGUUGCUGCCGUUGUUGCUGCAUUUACUUCUCUGUCAACAAACAACAAGUGCAGAAUUGAACAUAACAGAACCCAGAAGUCAUCAAGGAAUAUUAAGGAACAUGAGCUUAACACAAGAUGACGCAGAUUUCGAUGUGAAGAAUGGAAUUAUUGAUAGCGAGACGCCUCCGCAUACGCUGCUAGCGGCCCUAUAUAAGCAGAGCUUUGCGUAUUACACGUUUCGCGUUCGCCUGCCAUCAACAUUGGAAACAAUUGCCAACUCUUUGGCCAAGGACAAGGACGAAUUGCUGACAGUACACGGUGCGGAUGUUACCAGCGAUAUUGAACAAACAGUAAAUGAAAUUCGAGAACUGCGUUUGAAUAUUCUACAAAAUGGAAAUUUGUUGGCUUUUACGGACAAUGGUAGCGACACUGCAGUGUGGAAUGCAUUCUUGGAACAGUUGCCGCAACAGCAACGCACCUACUUCCGAGCUUGUUGGCUCUAUGCCGAGUGCUACAUGUAUCGCAAAGUCUCCUCCAUCUUCCUGACAUCGAAAUAUCUGGCCAGCUAUGAUUACUUCAGCAAGCAGAAACAAACCGCUGCCCAACUUAGUCUGGAUGCCAUGUUAGCUGUAGCGCGAGGCACACGUAGCAGUGAGAGCAAUGCAGCCACUUUCCAGCAGCUGCUGAAGUUGAAUCUUUGGGGCAAUCGUUGUGAUCUGUCGAUAACAUCGGGCAAACAGAUCAAGCCCACGGGAGAUGCUCUCGAUUUGGUCAAAGAGCUAGAUGACAAUCUGCUGGUGGAUAAUACAAAUGCCAUUUGGCAGUCACUGCACAGUGCCAAUGGCGAGGGAAUCGUCGAGAUUAUUUGCGACAACGCCGGCUAUGAACUGUACACGGAUCUCAUAUUAGCCGAGUACAUUAUCGACAAGGGAUUGGCGAAGAAGGUGCGUUUCAACGUCAAGGCCAUUCCUUGGUUCAUCUCGGAUGUGAUGAGCCAUGAUUACCAUUGGACACUCCAGUUUCUUGCCGAUCAAGCUGAUCCACUGCUUAGUGAAUUGGGCAAGAAGCUGAAGCGUCUCACGGAUGAGGGUAAAUUUGAAUUAGCGCCCUUGGAGCAUUUCUGGACCAGUCCCUAUGAGUUCUAUCGCAUGGCGGAGGUUAAUGCGCCGCUCUAUGAGCGUUUGUCACAGGCUCAGCUGGUCAUAUUCAAGGGAGAUCUGAACUAUCGCAAGUUGUUGGGAGACUACAGCUGGAAUGACACCGAAUCCUUUGAUACCUGCUUGCGUGGUUUUAAGCCCUCGAAUCUCUGCACUUUGCGCACUAUUAAAGCGGAUUUGGUGUGCGGACUGCCACAGGGAUUGUCACAGCAAUUGUUUGCUAAGAAUAAGGAAUGGAUGCUCACUGGAGAAUACGGACUCAUUCAAUUUGCCAGCAAAUAGAGAUUCACCAAAACAUUAGACUAAUUAAUAGUUUGCAAUUUUAUGUAUAAAAUUAUUGUUGUGCUAGUUUUCUCUGUUGUUAAAUUUUA